AUGGCUGACUAUCAAAUGGUUAAGGAUGUCACUGCCUGUGAAGAGUACAAACAGACCAUCAAAGUGAAGAUUUACAAACGUUGGAAAUCCUUUGAUGGAAAUGGUCUCCCAGGAAUGAGUUUCAUUUUGGUAGAUGAAGAUGGAUCUAAAAUUGCUGCAUCGGUUGACAACCUUCAACUUUCAUACAUUGAACGUGUUUUCUUAGAAGGUGCUUGGGUUGAAGUUUCUAAGUUUGGUGUGAUUAAUUCCAACUGGGAAGAAAGAAUGACUCGACAUGCUUUUCAAAUAAUCCUAAACAAUCAGACAAAGGCCUCGACCAUUCGACCUUUGACAGAAGAUCCAUUCAUUAAGUUGACAGAUUUCAGUCAUGUUUACAAUAAGCCAUACACACACUACUACCCAAUCGAUUUAUUAGGUGUUCUUGAUAAACCAAUUGGAAACAUUGUCACUGCUGUUCAUCCAGAUGGAACAAUGGUCCCAACCAUUUAUUUCCGUAUAAGAGAUCUUGAGGAUUACACGCUUGAUUGCGUUGCCCGUGGUGUUUUGGCAUAUGACAUCAAAGAAAAGUGUGAUUGCAAACUUAUGAAAGGACAAUACGCCAUAUGUGUUUUGACGGAUUGGGUUGUUCACAGAAAUAUGAAUGAAAUGACUAUCUAUGAUUACGAUGGAGGAAGUCUAUCCCGUUUCAUUGUUGCACCACCGAUCGAUGAAGUCCUCCGUUUCAGACUCGACCUUUGGAACAAGAGAAGGACUGCGGAAAACACAUCUGGAAAUUCUGAUGUGAGGGAUUAG
Eutrema salsugineum is the source of this 792-nucleotide messenger RNA. RefSeq lists its product as uncharacterized. The record is from RefSeq and is a predicted model, not a curated record. The coding region runs from base 1 to 792 and encodes 263 amino acids. Lineage: Eukaryota; Viridiplantae; Streptophyta; Magnoliopsida; Brassicales; Brassicaceae. The transcript is spliced from 6 exons.